AUGUUCGAUGUGGUUGUUAUCGGCGCAGGUAUAUCUGGACUGGGAGCUGCUCACCUACUCACUCGUGAAUCAUAUAGUGUUCUAGUGUUGGAGGCACGUAAUCGUCCAGGUGGCCGAAUACAUAGCGUGCGCCUACCCUCAUUAUCAACACCUGUUUCUAAUGCCCAAUCAAAUAUCAAUCAUGAUAACCUCAGUACUUAUCAUUUCCAUAUUGACGAACAAAAACCUAAUACGUCAGUACAUGAAUCAUCCGAUUCUGAUAGUUCCAUGUCAUCUCGUUCUCCUCCUUCUGCCCACCAAUCAUUUGAUCGUCAAUUGGAUGAUGAAAUUAAUUCGGAUUAUUCUGGUCCGAUCGAUGUUGAUCUUGGUGCAAACUAUUUAAUUGGUUGUUCAAAUCGACAAGCUGACCAACCAUUAUUUCAUCUAGCUCGUAUGCUACGAAUUCCUACAGCUGUUACUGCUGGUGAUUUGUGCAAAAAAUAUCGCGGUUGGGAAUGUGUAGAAAUAGCCAAAUGGCUUAAUCAUUUUACUCCUAACUCUCCGAUAACUCCUGAUCAAGUUGCUGAUGGUGUAUUUCUGUUUGAUAAGGUUAUUCAUCUUACUGUUGAUCGUUAUAUGAAAACAAAAUCUAAAACACAAUAUAAUCAUUCUGACACUACAGUCAAAGAACUUUUUGAUAAAGCUUUACAAGAUAUAUUUGACAUUGAAGCUCAAUUCGGAAUUCGUUCUUCUGCUAAUUUUCGCGAUCAUAUUGAAGAAGGCAUAUUCUUAUCUAUAGUUAGCCGUUAUUUAGCAUAUGUAAAUCCUAUAGAACGCUUGCCAUUAUGCGUUUUAGAUGAUCUAUGUGAAGUGGCCGACUCGAAAUGGCAAUCAAAUAUUAUCGGUGGGAAAUCUGGCAUAAAUACUGGACAACAUGGUUUAAAUCAAUCAUCUUUACUGGCUCAACUCGUACAAUCCUAUCCUACAUUUGAUCAACGUAAAGCUUAUCAUGCUUGGGCAGAACGUAAAUUGGACGCUUUAGAAAAUAAUGAUAAGUCCUCUUUACCAUCGAUUGCUAAAUGCGUAUGUGUUAGCUGGGAGGAUCGCCUAGUGACUAGUCGAUUUAGUGACCUAUUGAAUCCAUUGCUUAAAGGUGUAAAUAUAAUCUACAAUGCUGUAGUUACGGAAAUUGAUUGGAGUAGAGCUGGUGAUACUACUACUGCUAAUAAUAAUAAUAUCAAUAAUAAUGAUAACAAUAGUAUUAAUAAUAAUGAUACACACCAUAAUAGAAUAUUAAUAAAGGCAAGAGUGAAACGGGAAUCCCAUUUAACUCAGAAUGGUGAUGAUGAUAAUUUGACACAGGAUUCGUAUGAAGAGCAGAUAUAUGAAGCCAAACAUUGUAUUAUUACUGUUCCAGUUGGUGUGCUAAAAGGUCUUAGUCCGUCCUCAACAAUCACUUUCUAUCCGGAAUUACCAUUGAAUAAACGUCAAGCUAUUGAACGUUUGGGUAUGCCUAGUCAAGGUUCGGCUACACAUGAAAAAGUAAUUCUACGCUUUAAAUAUCCUGAACAUGUGUUCUGGGAUACUGGUGCAGCUCAUCUUAAAUGUCCUGAUCCUCGUUUGCAUAUUCUAAAUUUACAUCGUUAUGGCAAACCGGGUGUUUUAUGCGCUCAUUUAUGGGGAGGAUCUGGUCUCAAUUCAGCUAAUCGAUCGGAUAAAGAAAUUGUUGAUAUAAUAUUAGAUUUAUUAAACUUAAUGUACGGUGGAAAAUACAAACCUGAUUCUGAAGUAUCAGGUCGUAAAAUUCCCGACCCAGUGUAUUAUUUAGUGACCCGUUGGUCUGAAGAUCCUUUUUCUCUAGGCGCUUAUACUACUGGAGAGCCAGGUAGUUCCGAUGCUGACCGGUUAGUCUAUGCAUUAAGUUUAACUGGUUUGGAUGCCAAAAAUCAGCGGAAAAUGAAACUAGGAGAGGAUGUUUUUAUUGUUGACGAUAAUCUUAGUAGCAAUAAUGUGAACUUUACUGCUGAUAAUGAGUUGACAAUUCCACGUCUUCUGUUUGCUGGUGAAGGAACACUGACAGCGAAAGAAGCCAAGGAAUGUACUCACGGUGCUUUACAGACUGGAAUUGCACGAGCUAUUGAAUUAUUACCAUAUCUUAUGAAAUCUAAAUCUACUAUACCUGAUCCAUGUAUAAUACGUGAUUUGGAAAUUUUACGUUUACAUGCACAAUCGAAUUUUUCCAGUUUCAGCACUAAACUAGCUAGUUAUUUAUUCGGUAAAGUACAAUUAAAUCGUUUAUUAAAUUGUAAUAUAGCAAAUGGUAAACAAUAUCGUCGUGUAAUUUUAACACGUUCUGCUGAACAUACUGCUAAAGUCCUAUCAUAUCAUACUACUAAUAAUAGUGAUAAUGAUGAGAAAAUGGACAUAAAACUCGAAAAUAUCAAUUACAUGAUUGCUACUAAUACUCCAUUUUCAAGGUCACCAUUUUAUGGUUAUCGUCGACGUUAUCAUCAUUCAUCUAAAUCUUGUUGGAAUACAGAUAAUGAAAAUUGUAAAUGUUGUUCAUAUGCUCAUAUUAGUAAACGUUCACGUCUUGCUACUACUGGACGUAGAGGAAGAAGAGGGAGAGGGAGAACAAGAGGCUGUACAAUUUACAAUCAACGUGGUAAUUUGAACGCACAAAUGUCACAUAGUUUUAUUGUGAAACGACCACGUGGAAGACCACCUAAACGCCAAGGUCUUGCUGCGUUGCAUGCGAUUUCCAGAGCACAUCGUUAUUUACGAAGAGUAUCAUCAUCUAGACUACUGUAUAAUCGAUAUAGAUUAGAAUCUUCUAAUUUAUUAAAUCAACCAGUUAACUCAAUAUUACCAUCCUCCACGUCAUCAACACCAACAUUGUCUGUACGAGGCAGAGGUCGGGGUCGAGGUGGUAAACGAGGUAGACCACGAAUACACUUCCCUCGUACUUAUGAAUCUACUGGUACAAGUUGGGGUAAUUAUCUAUCUGAAGAAGAUAGACAAGAAAGUUUAUUACAACUAGGUAAUUUAUUAAAUGAUCUUCACUCACCACAAAAAUCUAAACAUGUCUGUGUAACUAUACCACAAGAAUUAUGUUUAAAUACUGAAAUUAUUCUUACUAAUGGUGAUACAACAACAGCAAUAUUAAAAGAUGAUGGAUUAGAAGAAGAUGAAGAAGAACUCCUGUCUCAUAUUGAUGAAGAUAAUUCUGUUAAUGAUAACGAUGGACAUCAUUAUGAUUAUUCAGGUUUGUCAUUGAAGAACAACCAUGUAGAUGUUAUGCAAUAG
Molecule: messenger RNA, 3285 nt
Organism: Schistosoma curassoni
Lineage: Eukaryota; Metazoa; Platyhelminthes; Trematoda; Strigeidida; Schistosomatidae
Source: the annotation of a GenBank genome assembly